Babjeviella inositovora NRRL Y-12698 is the source of this 3223-nucleotide messenger RNA. RefSeq lists its product as uncharacterized. Lineage: Eukaryota; Fungi; Ascomycota; Pichiomycetes; Serinales. The transcript has a single exon. Gene Ontology annotation, cellular component: fungal-type vacuole membrane. Gene Ontology annotation, biological process: macroautophagy. The record is from RefSeq and is a predicted model, not a curated record. Bases 407 to 3190 code for a protein of 927 amino acids.
GCUAACUUUACCACCUUUGCUUAUCUACCUAGAACUAUUUCAGAAAACAACUCUGAAGGAAGCUGAAAGUCUUCUGAUUUUGUCACACUUCCAACGCCUAUAGCAUCCAAGCAAACAGUCGGCCUAUUACCACUGACCAACCUCUGCUGAGAACCAUUCGGCUGGUUUUGCUCGCAUCACCGGCAAACCUUUUUAUUGAAGCUUGUGGCAGGCCCCUAGACUUAUUUAAAGGUUAAAGAUUCCGUCAGUCAUACCAUUGGAGCUUACCUUGCCUUACGGUAUUCAUAUUGGACGAUAUUCUCCAAGAUACCCUAUCUGCCCAUCUUAGGCGUUUUAAAAUUCUCGCGUUCCUGCUCAUCUAGAUAGAAUCAUAACCCGUACCCACCUCUAACACUUUCUACCCAACAUGAGAUUCCCCAUACCGUUUCUCCCGUUGCUACUACUCACAACCGUGCUCAGUGAGGUCUCCACCUCCGACUUGGUCAUCGACCUCCCCACUACCACGCUCAUCGAUGUGUUAUCACGCCACGCUCAGUUCUCGACCUUCCUCCGCCUCGUGCAGCGAAACGGCUUGGUACUCUAUCUCAAUUCGCUCUCCAACGUGACCCUCUUUGCGCCCGUGAACUCGGCGUUCAUCAACACUCCAGAACCCUUCACGUUGCAGAACUUGACCCGGUACAUCGUAGAUGACAGGAUAACCCUCGAGGACGCCCCCUGGGAGGGAGCCAUCCUCUACACCACCAAACACGUCUCCGCUACCAACCCCAGCCUCCGCACCCCCGCCAUUAUCGACUAUAGCGACGAGGAGAGAAUGUUGAUCAACGGCGUGGCGGUGGUGGAACCAGACCUCUUGGCCAACACCUCCGACAAUGUCGUUCAAGGUAUUAACGCCUUGCUUCACGUGCCUGCCCGUCUUUGCGAGCUUGUCACCUCCGAGUACAACUACACCCAUUCCGAAGUGUUCAAGCGAUUGUUUGCGAGCUACUCUGAUGGUCACUGCAAUCUCACAAACGUCACAGUAUUUGUGCCGCAUGACUCCUCCGUCAACCUCACCCUGGUCGAGCUUUCCUACUUGCUCCUGGACCACAGGGGUGGGAAGAGCAAGCAGUCGAGCGUCUUGCUGAAAAGCAACGUUGCCGACGAGGAUUUGCACAGCCACAUCGCCCGUGACCGCAGCUUAGUGGUGCAGAAUUUCAUUCUUCCGGGGUAUGUAGGCGGGAACUUGGACCCCUUUGAGACCGCCAACCUCAACGGCGACAUGGUGGCGUUGCGUUCCUUCGAGAACGGAAACCGCUUGUCCGUCAAUGCAGUGGAUACCAAGUUUGCCAACAUAGUCACCGACGAUGCCAUUGUCCAUCUUCUAGGCAAAACCAACGCCUCGCAGCCUGGCGAGUACUUGGAUCUCCGGGCGCUCGUGGGGUUCACCCCCAAGAAGAUUCUCAUCGGCAUGAACUGUUCCAACUUUGUCGAGGAUAUCAUUUACCGCCGGUUGAGCCACCUCAUCGAUGACCUUUCCUUGGAACAGACCAUAAUCGUGGCUGUUGACGAGGAAGAGGAUGAAAUUUCGGUGCAAGGCACCAAGAGCGAUUUGUACCAGUUUGUCCAGGGCCAGGUCGACUUUGACGAGCUCUUUGCCGACGACGAUUCAACCAAGUUGCUUGAUACCAAGCUCUACGAGCCGCUGAAAUUGGGACCGGGAAACUGCGCCAAGAUGAAGAUUUCCCAGGUGGGAAAGGGCCACAAACGAGACUGGGUCAUUAACAACCGCUUCUUUGUCACCAGCGACAAGUACACCAUUGGAAAGACAAACAUCUACCUCACAGACGAAGAGAUAACCCCUCCGCCAACCGACAUUGUGACCGCUGUGGCUCCCUACUUCCACUGCUCGCGCUCGCUCUCGUACUUUGAAGAGCUCAGGUUGUUGCAUCUCCCAAAGAACCACAAGGGGUACACUAUCUUCCUUCCUUGCUACCAGUCCUGGAAGAGUCUUGACUUGACCUACAAGUACUUGGAGAGCAACAAGACGGCGUUGCGCCUCGUUCUCGAGAAUAUGAUCCUUGAGAGCUUGGUGUAUGACGAGGAGACCGACGUACAGGUAAGCACGUUGGGAGGGGAGUCGAUGGUGGUUAAAAGCGCUGGCAGUGAUUUGUUGUUGAACGAUACCUUGGUGAGGAUGGACCGAGGCACCACGGAUAUCAUGUAUCUGCAGGGCGUAAUCCACUUGAUUGAGGAGAUCAUCAUUCCAGAUUCUCUCACCAUCGAUAUCAAGGACUUGAUCAACCACAACACCAAUGAUGACGGCUACUUCCUCGAUCUCCUCCGUGCCUAUGGACUAGCCCAUUACUUGACACCGGAAUACAACUACUCGAUGCUCUUGCCCACCACUAAGUCGCUAAAGUUCAACAGCGUGAAUGGAAGCUACCCCGAUAUCGAAAAGUUGCUAAAAUUGCAUCUCUUGCCUCCAGGAGCGAUUGAUCUUUUGCUUCAGUGCGGCCAGACCCAGGCAUUGCAGCGUCACCACAAUAUCACCUCUGAAGAGUUUAAGAUCCCAACUCUCCUCAAUAACACCUUCCUAGGCUGCCGCGAAGUAUCAUCCAAGCACUUUAUGUUACACAUUUCUGAAGGUGAUGUUUCUCACGAGGUGAGAAUCUUGAACACUGGGUGUACCAAUCCUUCUUCUCGCUUUAAUUCCAAGACUAACCAGUGCUUGUACAUCAUUGACCGUCCGCUUUUGCCCUCCUGGUUGCUGCAACACCCCAUCAAGGUUAUUUUACACUUACCGUGGACAGCUAUUGGCCUCGGAAUCAUAUUGGGGGCGUUUGGUAUUGUUUGCAUGUUCAGUAUCUUUAUGGUGGUGUUUGUGGGAAUGCGGAAACAGGGAUCCGUUGCGUCUCUGCCCUCCUCCCCCGAACCGGACAUCGAAGCGGAUGUAGAAAACAGCGAGACUCUGCCAUUUUUGGGCAAUGCUACUGCCGGCUAUGGUAGCACAGAAGCUCCUCGUUCAUUAAGAACUUCCCCUAAAGGGUCGCCUCCCAAGAACAAAGCCAAAAACAAGCUCAAAGCGCCGAAUGUUAAGGUUACUCCGCCGCUGAGCGAGGCAUUGUACUCGGAUAAUUCCACAGCACAGCCGAUCAAGGUUACCCUGAGUAUUAUCAGCACCUUGAACCGUGAGCGACACCUUCCGGGCUGAGCCGAAAAUCAUAUUUAAUACAUAGGUAUCGAU